AUGUCGCAAACAACUCAUAUCAUCGACCAUGAUGGUGAAGUCAUCAUCGUCUUACUCAAUGCAAACUCGCCAUUUGCAGGGAUUGUGGAUCUAAGCUCCUCUCCUCCAGAAUACGAUAUCGAUACUCAAAGCUCUGUCAGCGAGAGCACCGAAGUGACCGACGAUCCAAAUUCGCCGAUUUUGUCUGCAGAGACAAAGAAGAAACUUGGAGAGCAAGGCAUUUUGCAACACCCAUCGGCCUCCGGUGCUCUUUCUCUCUACGACAAUGCACCCGGGUGCCGGGCAGACGACUCGCCCAUCGUGUACAUCCAGGUCUCCGCCAAGCACAUGAUGCUUGCGUCCCCGGUUUUCAAAGCAAUGUUGACCGGCGGGUGGAAGGAGAGCGCGCAAUUUUCACAGAAAGGCUAUGUCGAACGCAACCUGACGCUUGAAAUGCUGGCCAAAGUUGCUGUCAUCGCAGACUUCUAUGGGUGCAAGGAGGCCUUGCAUAUCAUGGUAGAUAUCUGGGUCACAGGUCUGCAGGAAAAGAUCCCCGACGAAUACUGCCGGGACCUUCUCCUAUGGGUAUGGAUAUCUUGGUUCUUUGAACUCCCCUCCUAUUUCGAACAUUCCACCGCGCUGGUCAUAGUGCAGAGUGAAGGCCCGAUCAACGGGUGGGGAUUGCCAAUCCCAAAGGAAGUCCUUGGGAUGAUGAAUGAGGGCAGACGAGGGCCCACCGGCAACCUACUCCAGUGCCUUCGCGGACUAAAGAAAGCACUUCUGAGCCGCCAAUGGCGAUGA
Penicillium brevicompactum is the source of this 780-nucleotide messenger RNA. RefSeq lists its product as uncharacterized. The transcript has 3 exons. Lineage: Eukaryota; Fungi; Ascomycota; Eurotiomycetes; Eurotiales; Aspergillaceae. Bases 1 to 780 code for a protein of 259 amino acids. The record is from RefSeq and is a predicted model, not a curated record.